GUGUGCUGGUGCUGUAUACCUACGCUGCUUCCGUGGCAGCAGCUUCUGUUCUCAUCGUCUUCAGCACUACCACCACCAUCAGCAGCUUCUUCACCAUUCCAUUCCAUCUCCCUCUCUCUUCCUUCACCGUCUUCAACAAAAACAACAACAACAAAACACCCCCACCUCCAGCAUAACCAAACCACCGCUAACGCCCGCCCCAGCAACAAUGGUCUACACGAUCGUGGUCCACCUCUACGCCAAGGAGGGCAAGGAGGUCGAGGAGAAGCUGCGCAACAAGCUCAUCGAGGCCUCGCAGGUCUACUCCAAGGACAAGGAGACGCUCUCCUGGUUCGUCAUGCAGGACCACAAGGACCCGCGCGCGUGGUGCAUUGUCGAGAGAUACGAGCACGAGAGCUCCCAAAAAUACCACCUCGAGAACCCGUACUGGAAGACGUUCGACCCGUACGUCAUCCCCCUGCUCGACAAGGACAUGGACCUGCGCCGCUUCAACGAGCUCGACACCAGCAAUCCCGUCACCGUCGAGUAGACGAGUAGACGAG
Messenger RNA from Aplosporella prunicola CBS 121167, 542 nucleotides. RefSeq lists its product as uncharacterized. Lineage: Eukaryota; Fungi; Ascomycota; Dothideomycetes; Botryosphaeriales; Aplosporellaceae. The transcript is spliced from 2 exons. Bases 209 to 529 code for a protein of 106 amino acids. The record is from RefSeq and is a predicted model, not a curated record.